Messenger RNA from Sinocyclocheilus grahami, 1267 nucleotides. RefSeq lists its product as uncharacterized. The transcript has 9 exons. The record is from RefSeq and is a predicted model, not a curated record. NCBI's taxonomy places the organism in Eukaryota, Metazoa, Chordata, Actinopteri, Cypriniformes, Cyprinidae. The coding region runs from base 539 to 1267 and encodes 242 amino acids.
UUUGAAUGACAGACAUAUUACAAGUGGGAGUGAACUGUAUGCCAUAUUUACACCAAGGGAAAAUUUAACAGAGUUACCACCGGCACAAAGACAGGCCAACAUCGGAAAUGAAGGACCAAGUGUCAUCCGCUGUCACAUAGCGUUACAGGGAGACUUUGAAAUCAAAGUCAACCUCGAAAGUGAUACACUGAGAGAUGUGACACUACGGCUUUCUCUCGAAAGUAGUAUACCAGCACCAGUUCUUCACAUCAGAGGUGAAGAGUAUAAUCAUGUUGACAAACUAAGUGAGCUUGGAAUCACAGAUGAUUCAGUUCUACAGUUCUCUCUGUCAUCGUUUGAUAAUGAGAAACCAAGUCCAAGUCUUUUGUUCCAAAAAGAUGUCAGACCCUCAGUGAAGCAAACAGAGAAAGGCCUAAGUGUUUUUCUGUCAACGCUCUAUGCCAUUAAACGUAAACACUGUGGAGACGAAUUUAAGAAAGUGGUUGCAUACAUUAGGAGACUGAGUGGAUGCAAUGCUUUGGCUCAAAGUUUAUUCCAAAUGAUCUGUGGGAACUUGCAUGUAACAAGAAACCAAAAGAUUGCUGUUGUUGAGGGUCUUUACUUUCUUUUCCGAGAGUUGUUACCAGGUCUUAAUGAAAGAUCAGGUCCAAAGGUCAUUGAAGAUGGUGAUGUUUUUGAAUAUGCAAAUAUUUGCUGGGCUUACUUGAUUGCUCAAGGACAGAAUGAAAGUACUGAUCUGGAGACCUAUGCUACAAUUUCCUUGAAAGCUUAUCCUACAGGCCAGCGGCUGUCUGAGCCAGUCAGAGUACCAGGAACACCAGAAGUAUUUGACAGGUCAUACAUACUGGAAAAAAUCACAGAUGGUGUAAAAAUUCCAAACUGUGAUGAGGUGAAUCUACUGGAGUCAUCGAUUCAAAGAGCUACAGAUAUCGAGAAAAUUUCGCUUAGUCUUCCGGCAUCAUUUGAUAGGUUUCCAUUGUGGAUCUUUUAUAACAGCACCCCACAAGGUUGCAACUUUCAGAUUGAACAGAAGAAAACAUUUUCAGACAUGUUUGAGGAUGUCAAACGGUACAGUCACUUGAUUGUCACACCACCACUGCAACUGGCAAAUAUGGGAACUGAGGGUCCUCUGCUGGUGUAUCUCAGUGAAGAUAAUCUAGGUGUUUACUUGAACAAAGUCAAGGGAGACCCGUUUAAGAUUUGGGUUUACGACUGUCUGUCUGGAAGAGAGACCACACAAAAUGUGAAUGAUCUGGCUAAAAUGUAA